AUGUCAUUCACCUCUCUGCUUCCAUCUCCAAAGCAUUCAGAAAGUGAGCAGUCUAAGGAGGCCACCCAGACUCGAAGAAACCAGGAACACGUGCUGAAUGCACUAGUUCACCAUGAUAAUGAAUUAAUUAAGACUAUGCCGGAAAGUGAUACCAACCUUGACUCUAUUGUAGCUCAAAAACUUACCUUUCAGGAUAUAAUCCCCAUGCGACAACGAAAUUUCAAUCUACAUAUACCGAAGCCAUCUAGCGAAGAUAUUGAAGAGGCAUACAGGCGUACCAAGAGAGUUUUCGAGAAAGUGCUGUCAAAUCAUCUUCAAAAAAGGUCCACAACCGUCAAAAGCUCAAAGGAAAUCAACGACAGUGCUUAUGAGUUAAGAUACGAUACGGUUCAGCCUUCCGGAGCGCGUCGAACAAGGAUCUUAACUGUUGUAGAUCAAGCCAAAGACCCUUUACAACCGAAUACGAUAAAGGCAACCAAAGUGGUAGCUCCAACCGAUGAGGAAGAUAUCACUCCGAUUUUGCAUAAGACGUUAGGUACGGAUCCGGCAGAGAUAUUAUCAAAAGAGGAUCGUGACAUGUGGAAAAUUCCAGCCGCAAUUUCAAGCUGGAAGAAUCCAAAAGGUUACACCAUCGCCCUAGAAAAACGUUUGGAAAUGGAUGGAAGAUUUAGCUCUGAACAGUUAGAGGGUCACAAGAUCAGUGAUGGAUUUUCGAAACUUUCAGCUGCUUUAGAAAGCGCUGAUCGGAAGGCAAGACAGGAAAUCAAACUAAGAGCAGAGGCCAAGAGACAAUUAGCUGAAGAAGAAACCAUAAAGAAAGAAGAAAGGUUGAUGAGUUUGGCUCGAAAAGCUCGAGAAGAUCGAGAGCAGUAUAGAAACUUACACAAUGCUAUCAGUAGUCAUUCACCGGAGAAUGAUAAUGAAACUCAACGAAACUUUUCAAGGGAAAAACGCAAGCAAGAGCUUCAACACGGGAUCAGAAAAUCCAAAAUGAGCACAGCAGAUAGGUUGCGAGAGCUCGCAUAUUCACAGGGUAGAGAUAUUUCAGAAAGAGUAAUACUGAGUGCUGCUAAGGUAACUGAAUCAAAAGAAGCAAAUUAUGAUUCGAGGUUAUUUUCAAAAGGCGCGAAUGCCCAAGCUAAAAGACAUGAGGAACAGCUUUAUGAUCAGCCGUUAUUUGCGGGACAGAAUAGUAGUGGGAUCUAUAGGGGCAAUCUAGAGCAAGUGAAUAGUACUGGCUCAAGCGCAGCACAAAAUUCGGGAAUUGGUGAAACCAUCCAUUUCACGAAGGCCGAUAAUGACACGUUAUUGGAGAGUACAGAGAAGAAAGAAAAAUGA
Messenger RNA from Zygotorulaspora mrakii, 1338 nucleotides. RefSeq names its product mRNA splicing protein PRP45 (gene PRP45). The record is from RefSeq and is a predicted model, not a curated record. Lineage: Eukaryota; Fungi; Ascomycota; Saccharomycetes; Saccharomycetales; Saccharomycetaceae. The transcript has a single exon. Gene Ontology annotation, cellular component: spliceosomal complex. The coding region runs from base 1 to 1338 and encodes 445 amino acids. Gene Ontology annotation, biological process: mRNA splicing, via spliceosome.